Gallus gallus (chicken) is the source of this 2164-nucleotide messenger RNA. RefSeq names its product chondroitin sulfate proteoglycan 5 (gene CSPG5). The record is from RefSeq and is marked validated. NCBI's taxonomy places the organism in Eukaryota, Metazoa, Chordata, Aves, Galliformes, Phasianidae. Gene Ontology annotation, biological process: nervous system development.
CCGUCCGGUGCGGCGGUGGCGGUGGCGGUGGCGCUGAUGCCGCCAUGGCCCCCCCGGCCCCGCCGCCCCGCGCCGCCCUCACUCUGCUGCUGGCGCUGAGCGCGAUCGGCCCCGCCGCGCCCGCGCCCGAAUGGCCGCCCCGCAACGGCAGCUCAGGCAGAGCCUGGGGGGGCCCCCUGCAGAGCGGAGCCCCCAUCAACAGCACCGACCCAUUGGGACCGCAGCUGGAGCCGCCUGGGGGGGGCCCGGCCACCGCCGACCCUACAGUGGGGUGCAUGGGGUGCAGCGGAGAGGGGGCUGCCAGCUCUGUGCCCCCCGUGCCCGAUGCAGCCCAGGACCCCCGGCUCGGUGUCACUGGGCCCACUGAUGGCGAUGGCGGCGUGGUGGCCCUGGGCAGCCCCGAGGAGGUCGGCAGCGGCGAGCAGCCCACCAGGGCCGGCGUUGGGCCCACAGAGGGGCUGACACCGCGCCCCCCCGGCCUCCCCAGCCCCGGCCUUGGCCUCUCCAGCCCUGGGCCCAACCUUGGUCUUCCCAGCCUCGACCUUCCCAAUCCCAAUCUCGGUCUUCCCGACCCCAACCUCGGUCUUCCCAACCCCAGCCUUGGCCUCCCCAGCCCCGGGCCCACCCCUGACCGUCCCAUUCCCAACCCCAACCCCAGCCUUGAUCUUCCCGACCCCGGCCUUGCUAUUCAGACUCCCAACCUCGGUCUUUCCAACCCCAACAUCCCCCUCCCCAGCCCCAGCCCGGGCCCGGGCACCGAACCCGACCUUCUUCCCGUGGCCGAAGACUCAGAGGUGUCCAUGGAGCUCCCCCAGCCCUCCUCCAGCCCAGCCCCGGCACAGAGGGCCCGCGGCCGCACGGACCGCACGUGGUUGGGCGCUCCGGAGCCCAUCAGUGCAGCCCCGGGCACGGCGGAGCCGCCCGAGAUCAUCGACGUUGACUACUACGACGUGUUCGAUGGCGGCCAUGGGCCCGGGGGCGGCCACGGGGCGGGCGGCGCGGCGCAGAGGGAGCCGGGGGGCGCGGCGACGCCGUGGGGCCUCCACGAGCUCUACGAUGACUUCACGCCCUUCGACGAGGCCGAUUUCUACCCCACCACCUCCUUCUACGCCGAAGGGGAUGAUGAUGCGGAGGAGGAGCUGGAGGAGGACGAAGAGGAGGAGGAGGAGGAAGAUGGUGGUCUGGAGGAUGAGAAUGGCUACAGACCUCCCGCCUCGGCCGCGCCCCGCGUCCCGCCGCCCCCCAGCCCCACGGAGGGGACCCCCAUGGCGCGGCCGAGGCCCGGGGAGCGCGCGGUGCCGGAGAACAGCAGUGAGUGCCGCAGCGGAUACGUGCGACACAACAGCUCGUGCCGCUCCGUCUGCGACCUCGUCCCCAGCUACUGCCACAACGGCGGCCAGUGCUACCUGGUGGAGAGCCACGGGGCCUUCUGCAGGUGCAACACACAGGACUACACGUGGCACAAGGGGACGCGCUGCGAGGCCAUCGUCACCGACUUCCAGGUGCUGUGUGUGGCCGUGGGCUCGGCCGCGCUGGUGCUGCUGCUGCUCUUCAUGCUCACUGUCUUCUUUGCCAAGAAGCUCUACCUGCUCAAGACGGAGAACAGCAAACUGCGCAAAACCAAAUACCGCACUCCGUCCGAGCUGCACAACGACAACUUCUCGCUGUCCACCAUCGCCGAGGGCUCCCACCCGAACAGAGAAGCGCAGCAUAGAGCCCUCUAACCUCGGCCCUAUAGACAUUUUCCCCCUGGUUUGGAGCAAUUCUAGCACCAUAGUGCCUGCAAGUGACCCAGUGGGAGCCUUGGCACAGCCCUGGGGUGGAUUCGGGACCAAACCCCACAAGUGGGUUGGAUCUGGAGUGGAUUUGGGACUGCUCCCCACAAGUGGGACCAUCGUUCCCCAUGCCUUUGUCCCCACUGGUAUGCCAUGGGCUCGUUCCCGUUGGUGCCUGGGGACUGCAAGCCCCACUCCGGAGGGGACAGCAAUGGGGACACCACCACAGGAAGGGGGUUUGGAACUGAAGACCAACUCCCUGUUGUAUGGACACUCUGUGACAAGGUGUCCAAGCACAGGGGGGUGACAUGGGGACAGCCCUGCUGGUGGCACACCCACCUGGGAUGGCGGCCGGACACUAACGGGACACAAUAAAACCAAGACGUGGG